Mangifera indica (mango) is the source of this 375-nucleotide messenger RNA. RefSeq names its product DNA (cytosine-5)-methyltransferase CMT3-like. The transcript has 4 exons. Gene Ontology annotation, molecular function: methyltransferase activity. NCBI's taxonomy places the organism in Eukaryota, Viridiplantae, Streptophyta, Magnoliopsida, Sapindales, Anacardiaceae. Gene Ontology annotation, cellular component: nucleus. The record is from RefSeq and is a predicted model, not a curated record. Bases 1 to 375 code for a protein of 124 amino acids.
AUGACCUUUGUGGAUGGAACAUCAUCUAAACCUUUUGCUCGUCUUUGGUGGGAUGAGACAGUGCCAACAGUAGUUACCAGAGCAGAACCGCACAAUCAGGCCAUUUUACACCCAGAACAAGACCGGGUGCUUACAGUUCGUGAAAAUGCAAGGCUGCAAGGUUUUCCCGACUAUUACAAGCUUUGUGGACCUAUCAAAGAAAGGUAUGUUCAAGUAGGAAAUGCAGUGGCUGUGCCGGUGGCUCGAGCGUUAGGAUAUGGAUUAAGUCUAGCUAUUCAAGGAUCGGCAACUCAUGAACCUUUAUUUACAAUACCUCAGAAAUUCCCAAACAUCUUAGAACGACUUGCCUCUGCAUCAUCUGUAGAUAAUGCUUAA